UCCUACAGCUGAAUAAUUGCUUGGGUGUUUUGAACCAUUAUGGGUGGUGAGGAGACUAACCUGAUUGAUCUUACACCUAACAAAGAUGGAGGAGUUUUGAAGGAGAUUUUAAGAAGUGGGGAAAGUGAAGAGGGACCUCUCCAGGGAGAUAAAGUCUUUGUUCACUAUGUUGGCACUCUUGAAGAUGGAAUUAAAUUUGAUUCAAGCCGAGAUCGUGGUGACAAAUUUAGCUUUACUCUUGGGAAAGGGGAGGUUAUUAAGGCAUGGGACCUUGGUGUGGCAUCUAUGAAGAAAGGUGAAUUAGCAAGGUUGACUUGUGCAAGUGCUUAUGCGUAUGGUGAAAAUGGAAGUCCUCCAAAGAUUCCUCCAAAUUCUACACUAAUUUUUGAGAUCGAGUUAUUUGAAUGGCGAGGGGAGGAUCUUAGUCCCAAAGAAGAUGGAGGGAUCAUUCGUAGAAACAUUAAACAAGGUGAAGGGUACCAAACACCUAAUGAUGGUGCCAUAGUUGAUGUUCAUGUUGUAGGUCGUGUGAAUGGAACAGUAUUUGAUGAAAGAGAUGUCAAGUUUCCAUUAGGGGAAGGUACUGAGCAUAACAUACCAGAAGGUUUGGAGAGGGCUAUUGAGAGAUUUAAGAAAGGAGAAAAAUCUUCAAUAAGGCUUGCACCAAAGUACGCUUUUGGAUCUGCUGGUAAUCCUUCCCUAAAUGUGCCUCCCGGUGCUUCACUGGAAUAUGAGGUUGAGUUGCGAAGCUUUGAGAAAGCCAAAGAAUCAUGGGAGAUGGAUCAAGAAGAAAAAAUUGACCAAGCAAAAGUCUGCAAAGACAGAGGAACGUUAUUCUUUAAACAAGACAAAUUUAGACUUGCUGUUAAACAGUACAAGAAAAUAAUUGAUUUACUGCAGUAUGAUUCCGGUUUAGAUGAUGAAAAAAAAGCAGAAAGUCAUUCAGUUCUAUUGGCUGGACAUUUAAAUCUAGCAAUGACAUAUCUCAAAUUGAAGGACAACUCACAUGCGAGGGAACAUGCAACAAAAGCUCUAGAAUUGGAUUCUUCUAACGUUAAAGCACUUUUCAGAAGGGGUCAGGCCAAUUUGAAUAUGGGAGAUGCUGUGCAAGCCCAGAAAGACUUCCAGGCUUGUUUGGAUUUGGAAGAGACAAACAAAGCUGCGAAGCAGCAGUUACAGAUAUGUGCUGCUAGAAUUAAAGCUGACAAAUUGAAGGAGAAGAAGAUUUAUGGGGGAAUGUUUGAGAAAUUUGCCAAACAAGAUAAAGCGAGAGAGGAAGCCGAAGCUAAGAGAAACAAGGAUGUAAUGGGAGGAGAUCUUGGUGAAUGGGGAAAUGCAGAAGAAAAGUGUGAUCCUGGCAAAGUUGACCUCGCACAGCAGUUAGACAUCGAAAAUGUUGAAAUGCUUUAAAUGGUAGUUUGUUGUGCUUGACUGCAUAUGAAAACAAUUAGGCACAAGGACUGAACUCAUAAAGAGGAAUUAUUUGGUUUUGUAGUUUUCCAUCUUAAAGUUAAAGUUUUUUUUUUUUUCUUUCUUUUUUUGAAAGAAAACUUUUGACUGCAAUGACAUUUUUGACAGGAAGUAGUUGGUCCCAUAUUGAAUGGUGUGGGAAAAUUGCAACCAGCUUAAACUACAUGAGCAGGAUAAAAUGUUAUGUAAAAAAAAUAUAGAAAAUUGCAAUUGUCAUUUUCAGUGACCAUUGUCAACUCUCACUUUUAAAGGCCUUUUAAAGUGUGAUAGCUGAACUUCCAUAAAUGAUGGGAAGGUGAUGUAUGUUUUUUUGUAUUUUUUAAGGCAGCAAUGCAUUUUAAUAGUGGAGAGAUUUAAUUUCGUUGCAACUACUAUCCUGGAGCACAACUCCAACCCCUGUUGUUAUUAACUUUUCCCAUUCAUAAAAUAGAUUAACCAUGUCUUACAUAUCCCCUAUGCUAUUGUCCAUAAUUUUCUAACUUAUGUUACAUCAUAAAUGUCAAACUGAGAAUUGAUCCCUCCUUUCUCCUAAAUAUAUUUCAAAAGUUAUCAAUGGAAACUAAUUCAAGUUUAUACCUUAAAUACGAAUGUUGAACACAUUUGUCUGUGGUUGGUAGUAAAAUGUAAUUUCUAAGUUGGUAUGUAGUUUGUAAACUUUUAUUGCUUUGGGUUCCUCAGUACAAAAUGUUUUCAUUUAGGAGUAUGUAAUUCAUUUUGAUAACCAAAGUGUUCAUAAUCAUUCCAUUAUCUACAUUUCAAGACUGUGUAUGUGGAGUGGGUGUACCCUAAGUUCCAAUACUGUAUAAUCCCCCUUAUGGGUAAUGUCAGAUGUGCAUUUCCUCAGUUAUUUGAGGUAAGUGCAUUAACAGUGAUUUCUUUAGUAUUUACUUCUUGUUUCACCAAAGUAUCAAGUGUCUCUCUCUCACCAUGGAUUCCGUAUCAGCAAAAUGAGUGCAACAUUUUGUGACUCCUUUAAAUGUAAUUUUUAUGUGCAUUUAUCAUUUAUUGAAAGAGAAAUUUAAAUUUGUCAGCUUGAUUGUAUGAGUUUACUGUUGUUCAUACCUGGAUCUUUUUACGUACAGUAAUCCUUCGAUUAUCUGCAAUAAUAGAUGAAGUCAAAGUCUGGAUAGGGUCAAAUAAAACUAUGAAUGUAGAAUGGUAAUGCUGCAUAACCAUAAAUAUUAAUUAUGUUUAUAAACAACAAGCAUCUCACUUGAAACUGAAAACUUGAUGCAAAAGGCAAUUAGCUAGCUUAAUUUUCAUAUUUGUAACUCUCGUAAAAAACACAAGUAUGAUAGGAUUACACAUGUAACACUUUAUUUUAACUAUUUGCCUCAGCACAUGCAAAAUUAUUGUAUGAUAUUAAGAAUACAUUACUUAUUAAGGGUAAUAAGAUAAUCAUGCUUUGGAGAACAUUUGAAGAAACUCACCUACAUGUAGUACACAUUAACACACACACACCUUCCAUUUCUCCAAUAUCUUUUUUUUAUUUAUUUAUUUUUUUUUUUUCAUAAUAUUUACGGCAUAUUAUCAGUUUUGAGUCCACAUGAAGAAAAAAAUCAUUAUUAUCCUUCUAAAAAAUGCCAUAAAGAAACUGUUUCCCAUUAAUCAUGAAUUGGAACAUCAACUGAAAUUACCAGUAAAAGAGAAUUUUCAUAAAUAA
Messenger RNA from Macrobrachium nipponense, 3133 nucleotides. RefSeq names its product peptidyl-prolyl cis-trans isomerase FKBP4-like (gene Fkbp59). The record is from RefSeq and is a predicted model, not a curated record. Gene Ontology annotation, molecular function: peptidyl-prolyl cis-trans isomerase activity; protein binding. The transcript is spliced from 10 exons. NCBI's taxonomy places the organism in Eukaryota, Metazoa, Arthropoda, Malacostraca, Decapoda, Palaemonidae. The coding region runs from base 40 to 1410 and encodes 456 amino acids.